AUGAACUCCUUGGCGAGGAGUCUGGCCUUCUGUUUCUUGGUUGGACUCGCUCAUGGCCAAGAAGGAGAAUUAUAUUUUUCCGUAAGCCCAGCAGACCAGAAGGCUGUAGAAGGUUCACCAGUACGUCUGCGAUGUGAAACCCAACCAAGCACAGGGGUAAAAUACUCGUGGAAGCUUAAAGAUCAGCCUUUGGCACCGAGUCCUCGACGACAUCAAGUUGGUGGGGAUCUUUACAUAACUCGAGUCAACAGGAUACUGGACAGUGGCAAUUUUGUUUGUGUUGCAUACCACGAGUCCAGUGGAUUUACCAUUGAAAGUUCACCAGCAAUAAUUGACGUACAAUGGAUAAGUGACUCAAGAGUUGUUCUGGAUUCACCCAAGUCUCCAACUCCAGUAAGGGCUGGUGCAAAUGUUGAAUUACGCUGCCACGUUGAUGGGUCUGGAGAAAUGAAAUACGAGUGGUUCAAGAACACCAAGAGUCUGAUAACAAAUGAACGAAUCAAGGUGAAAAAUAAAAAGAAACUCCAUAUUCCAAAUGCAAGUGCUGAAGACAAUGGCGUUUACUCAUGUCUAGCGAGGAAUGAAGCUGGUUCGUCACCAAUGAAAGAGAGUUUUCCUUUAAUAAUUCCUUCGAAUGAGACAGCAACUAUAAAAGUUGUACCACAAAACAUUAUUGUAAAACGUGGUGAACCAGUUUACAUGCAUUGCAUGUAUGAAAAUGCAGAUUCUACAGAGUGGUACUUCAAAGAAAUCGGUCCACUUGGUGAUGAUGAUGAGGAAAGAGUCAUUCUGGAAAAUGGUACACUGUUUAUCCGCUCUGCUGAACAUCGAGAUCAGGGUGUUUAUGCUUGUCACGGCAUUAAAGACGAUUCCGAACAAAUUUAUACAGCUGAACUACAGAUAGCAUAUUUACACAACCUUUCUGACGUUUCUUUUGAGCCUUUAUUGCCAGACCAAUUAGCUGUGGUGGGAGAAGACCAAGAAUUACAAAUAAGUUGUUUGGAGCCAGCAGGCUCACCAUCGCCGACAGUUUUUUGGCGAAAUCCUCGAGGCCAUAUAAUCAGUGAUUCUGGAUCUGUAAGAGUUCAAGAUAAUACAUUAGUCAUAACUAAAGCUCGAAUUGAUGAGGAUGCUGGAAAUUAUUCAUGUGUUGCUGAAAAUCUUGCUGGGACCAGUGAAAUAGUCGUUCAAGUAAUUGUAUCUACUCCAUCACGUCUAAUAAGUUCACCAGAGUCAGUGACAGUGAUGGAAGGUGAUCCUGUGACAUUAACAUGCUCGUAUGCUGGUAUGGAAGCUCCCGUGACAAGCGUUCAAUGGUUAAAGGAUGGUGAGCUGCUCAAGGAAAGUGGCGGUCCUACUAGACAUAGAAUAACGAAUCGUCAUGGAAAUGUUUCUCUUCACUUUAAAUCCACUUAUCUCUCUGAUAAAGGCAGCUAUGCUUGUGAGAUUAUUACCAAGGGGUUCCCAGUGUUGAAAUCUGAUCCUGCUACUCUCUCAAUCCGUGAAAAACUGAAGUUUUCACCGCCUCCUGUUGAUAAAAGGCUUGAACUUAAUUCUACGACAAAGGUAUACUGUAAAGCUCAAGGAGCUACGAAUCCAACUGUAAGGUGGAUGAAAGAGGGACAAGGAGAAAAGUUUCCAGAACACGUGCAAGACAUCAAUGGAACUUUACACUUCAAUGGUGUGGUUGAAGGUGACAAGGGUCGUUAUAUAUGCAUUGCAUCAAAUUCUCAAGGGUCAAUUAAUCACACUAUCAACAUUGAAGUUGUGAUUGCUCCAAAGUUCACUCAGUUGCCACAGAAUGUUACUGAAGCUAUUGAAGGCUACCCUAUAAUGCUUCAUUGCACUGCUGAAGGCGAUCCAACACCUCAGAUUCAUUGGGAUAAAGACUCCAGCUUAGAUAAUCUCGAUGAUCCGAGAUUACAAGUUUUAGCAAAUGGAAGUUUAUACAUAAAAGAAGCUUAUCUUAGUGAUGAAGGUAAAUAUGGAUGCACAGCUGGAAAUAGUGGGGGAUUGAAGAGAGUCGAAGUUCAAUUAAAUGUGAAACCUGGAGAUGGAUAUCGUUCGGAUUUAGAUGUUGAAAAUUAUGAUGGAUCAAUGAUGACUAAAACAGUAACGAUAACUCUGAGUGUAGCUGCUGCUUACAUGGUUCUUGUUGUAGGAUUGAUGGUAUAUUGCAGAUAUCGUCGAAGACGUAGGAAACAACAGUACCUACAGGAACAUGGAGAAGAAAAACUGGAGAAUGGGGAUAUUCACGAAGAGCAAACCGAAUUGAAGGAAAUGAAUCACAAACAAAAUGGAGAGAAAAAAAAAGAGAAUCGUGAUUCUCAUCGUAGUGAUGGUGCUGAAACUGCGCAAAGUCAGAGCAGUAAUCACUCCAAGAAAUCAAAAAGUAGCUAUGACAAAUUAGCAGUAUCCCGAACGAAUCUAAAGGAAUUAAAACCACUCGGGCGCGGUGAAUUUGGUGAAGUUUUCUCAACUAAAUAUCAAGCAGAUGGAGAAAAAGAGCAAAUAGUUAUGGUUAAAAGUCUUUUGAAUACUAAAGAUGAAACUGCUCUUCAAGAAUUCAAAAGACAUUUGGACCUUCUUCAUAAAUUAAAUCAUGAAAAUGUUGCCAAAUUAAUUGGUUUAUGUCGAGAAGUUGAACCAGACUAUAUGAUUAUUGAAUACACUGACUGGGGUGAUCUCAAACAAUUUUUAUUAGCUUCUAAAAAGAAAGAUGAAGCUGUUAAUCCGAAUCCUGAUGCUAAACCACGUGCACCUCAACUGACAGUUGCUCAAAUUUUAGCAUUAGCUAAUCAAGCAGCACGCGGACUUAAACAUAUUGCAGAUAACCGUUUCGUACAUAAAGAUAUCGCUGCUCGGAAUUGUUUGAUCAGUAGUAAUCUUAGUUUGAAAAUUUCUAUGACCUGUAUGUCAAAGGAACCUUAUCAACAAGAGUAUGCAAAGUAUCGUAAUCAAGUGAUUCCUCUUCGAUGGCUACCGUAUGAAGCUGUUUACGAAGAUGAGUACUCUACUAAAAGUGAUGUUUAUUCAUUCUCUUGCCUACUUUGGGAAAUUUUCCAUCAAGGAGAAUUACCUUUUAUCAAACUUAAUGAUGAUACCGUACUGACACAACUUAAGAGUCAUGGUUUAGUUUGGAAAGCACAUAAAGCUGCUCCACCAGCACUUCAGGAGCUUCAAGAAAAAUGUUGGUCUAAAGAUCCGAGAGAAAGACCAACAUUUGAUGAAGUUGUGUCUAAGAUAGGAGAAAUUGUAGUUGAUAGUUGUCUGUAGACAUGAGCAUCGAAUUCUUAGGAUAGUUGGUGUGAGAAUGAAUUUUGGCAUGCGUUUAUGUGUAAGUAAUGAGUAUGUAAUAGAAUGUUAUAUUAUUGACCUAAAAGGUCCGAACGGCUAAUUGACACUGCCUCUGUCCAUUAUAUAAUGCUAGAUAAUUUUCCGCAUCAGCGUGAAAAUCGACCUAAGAUUACUUAUAAUAGUUAGAUUUGUACGUGACUUUGCUUUCGUAUAUAAAAAUAUUAAUCAAUACUGUCCUCGUAAAUUUAUACACAUUUUUAGAGACUUAUAUAAUAUUAUAUAUACAUAUAAAUAUAUUAAUACAUACAUUUUUUUAUUGGAUAAUUAAAUUUCUGAAUUUUAAAAAAUGAUAUUUAUUUAGAUUGAUUUUUAUAAUUAUCGCUGAAGUAGUAUGAUGGCCUAGGAAAGUUGCUAAAUCAGCAAUAAAUUCUUUUUCACUACUAAAAUUAAACGGUAGCAAAACUCACGUAUUAAGGCUUAGUAUAAGAUAGGUAAAAUUUACAUCGAAAUAAUCAAUAAUACUCAUAGUGUAAUAAAAUUAAACAUCAAAAUAAAUAUAUAUUACGCAGUCCAGUAAAAUAUGCCUAAACGACGAAAGUAUGGUCUACUUUUAUUCCAUAGGGUACUAAUUUUUUAUUGUAGCAAUGACUUUUAUUACUGACGUUAUGACUCAACCAAUUAUUAAUCCAAGUAGCAAAUGAAUAAAUAAUUCAUACAUUUAAAGACAGAAAGACUAAGAGUGAUUCAUUUUUGUGACAUAUAUAAACAAAAAUAUUUGUAUAUACUGAUAAUUAUUACAUUUAUACAUUUGAUACGUUUUUAAUCGAGAAAAAUGACUAUCAAUCAGUUGUGAUUUUUAUGUUGACAUCGAAUAAUAACCGAUCUUCCAAACUGCCAAUAAAUUUUUUAUGUAUUUUACUGUAAAACUUUCACUGCUAUCAAACAUAUUGUUUAUAAAAUAAUGAAAUAACUCAAGCAAGAACUAAUUAUUAAUUAUAAU
Messenger RNA from Chelonus insularis, 4297 nucleotides. RefSeq names its product tyrosine-protein kinase-like otk. Bases 1 to 3276 code for a protein of 1091 amino acids. The record is from RefSeq and is a predicted model, not a curated record. The transcript is spliced from 8 exons. Lineage: Eukaryota; Metazoa; Arthropoda; Insecta; Hymenoptera; Braconidae. Gene Ontology annotation, cellular component: plasma membrane; axon. Gene Ontology annotation, molecular function: ATP binding; protein kinase activity; cell-cell adhesion mediator activity. Gene Ontology annotation, biological process: protein phosphorylation; homophilic cell-cell adhesion; dendrite self-avoidance.